This is a messenger RNA of Aspergillus heteromorphus CBS 117.55, 647 nucleotides long. RefSeq names its product Zn(II)2Cys6 transcription factor domain-containing protein. Lineage: Eukaryota; Fungi; Ascomycota; Eurotiomycetes; Eurotiales; Aspergillaceae. Gene Ontology annotation, molecular function: DNA-binding transcription factor activity, RNA polymerase II-specific; zinc ion binding. Bases 69 to 647 code for a protein of 192 amino acids. The record is from RefSeq and is a predicted model, not a curated record. The transcript has 4 exons. Gene Ontology annotation, biological process: regulation of DNA-templated transcription.
UAACCACUCCUCCAGUUUCCAGUUGUUCUCUGGAAAUCUGAUACGCUGUAUCACUUUCCUCCCGCGCAAUGCCUUCCCCCUCCCCAUCCCAGUCUCAAUCCCCAUCCCAACCCCGCCCCAAAUCCCGCCCCACGGCAUCCUGUCUCCCCUGCCGCACGCGCAAAGUAAAAUGUAACCGCCAAACCCCCUGCACAGCCUGCACGGCACGCAACAUCCCCCAAGAAUGCAAGUACGCCGCGCCAGACGCAGACCGCCAGGCCAUCGCGCAGGCGGAGGUCAUUGCCGAUUUACGCGCCAAGGUGAGACGGUUGCGGGGACGGUUGGCUUCGAGUUCGGUUAUGGGGAUUAUAGGGGAUGAGGAUGGAGAUUUCGAGGGGGAGACGGGGGAGGAGGGGGGUGGGGGUUUAGAGGGGAGAGAUGGGGAUGGGGAAGAGGGAGAAGAGGAGGAGGAGGAAGAGGAGGAGGAAGACAGGGUGGCGGACUUGGAGGCCGUGUAUCAGGUGUUGCGGGAUGGGGAGUGGGGGGAGGUGCAGCGGGUGGUGGGCAGGUUGAGGGCCGGGGAGGCGGUGGGGGGGAUUGCGAAGGAUGUGUGGAUGGUAGAGAAGGAGGGUGAGUGUGUAUGUAUGGCAUCUCGUGGUUUCACAUAG